UUUGCCUAAGUCAUCAUAUUGCUCUCGCAGUAGCAUCUUCUGAAAUUGCUUUACUCCUUUUGCCAGAAAACUUUGCAAAAUGGCUCAUUGUACUUGGAGAAGGUCGAAUACCUACCAUUGGACCAGAACAUGAUAAAAUUCAACUUUCAGAGGAUCUUAUUUUACCUUCUUAA
Racocetra persica is the source of this 173-nucleotide messenger RNA. The record is from the annotation of a GenBank genome assembly. Lineage: Eukaryota; Fungi; Glomeromycota; Glomeromycetes; Diversisporales; Gigasporaceae.